Molecule: messenger RNA, 1987 nt
Organism: Hemicordylus capensis (graceful crag lizard)
Lineage: Eukaryota; Metazoa; Chordata; Lepidosauria; Squamata; Cordylidae
Product: speckle targeted PIP5K1A-regulated poly(A) polymerase-like
Exons: 4
Coding region: 609-1028 (139 amino acids)
Molecular function (GO): nucleic acid binding; zinc ion binding
Source: RefSeq, a predicted model, not a curated record
ACCCCCCACCCCUGCUGCCAGGCUGGGCGAGCGGGCAUGCAUUGCACACAGCCCGCACUGGACUCUGCAAGGCAGCAGCAGCCUCCACCAGGUGCCGGGCAGCCCACACCGACAGCAGCCUGCACCCUCCUCAACUCCACCCCCGCUGCCGCCCCUGGAAUGGUCGCGUCCUCCUCGUGACGACGCUGGAGACCUUCUCAUUGGUGUGGGGGCCGGGACGAUUCCUUUUGCUAGUCGACGACGGGAAGAGAAACUCCGGGAAGGCGCUUGUGGCGGCGGCGGCGGAGGAAGGCCAGAAGAGCCGGCUGGGCAUCGAAGGAAUAGCGCGGAAAGCUCCACUUCCGCUGUGGGCCGGUUACAAUCUCGGAGAAAGGACGGAGCAACUACUUCGGAGCUCCCCAUUGAAUGUGGGGGGCGGGCGGAGCCGGAAGUGAUGGGUAGAAGCCAGGCGACCGUCACCUCUAUGGCACAAAAGCAAAUGGUGUCUCGCGAAUCACGGGUUGGAGGAGGGGCGUGGCUUUGACCUGCUUCCGGCGGAACCAUUGAGCUGGUGAAAGAAGUCUCCGGCGGAAGAAGGGGGAACUUUCGUUUCGGGAAGUAGCUGGGGAAUGGUUUCGGGGCCGGACCGCUCUCGGGCCCUGAUGGUGGCGGGGAAGGCCGGGAUCAUGGCGGCGCUGGAGGACGCGGAGUCUCUGCCCCGAGGGGGCUUUUGCUGCUGCCGCCUCUGCCACGUGCCUGUCGCCAACAAGCCCAGCCUGGAGGACCACCUGCGUGGGAAGAAACACCAGCGCCUGGAGCACCUCCGCACCGCCCGCCACGCCCAGGAGCAACGCAGUGUCUUUGGCAGGGGCUUCCGCAAGGGCACGCCGGCCUCGGAGCGGAGCGACUACUUCCAGGCCUACGGAGAGGUGGUCGACGUGGUGAUGGACAAAGAGAAGACUUCACGGGAGCAAGAGAGGCCAGGAACACGGAGGAAGCAAAGCUGCUCUACGUCCGGAGGGAGCCAGAAACCUGUGAGAAAACCUUGACUCUCAGAAGCUGGAAUUGCACCCUCAUAGGACACACUUCCCGGGCUGUGACCGUGGAGUGAGGAGGCAGAUCCCGGGGGCGGGGGGGGGGCUCUUUCUGCUCAUGCCCCAAACAGCUCCAUUCCUGCUGGAACAGGACUGUGUGUCUGGAAGGCUUUGUAGCCAAUAACACUCUUGUGCAGUUGUUAACAAUAGCCUGUGUGUGUCUGUCCUAGAAACUUCUUGGUCAGGUAACAUGCACGUUUGUGUGUGUGUGUGUGUGUGUGUGUUUGAUAACUGAUUGGCUUGAGUUUUUCGAGCUUUGCUUUGUACAACUAUCUUGAGCUUGCUGGUUGGCCCAAGUGCCAUUGGAUCGGAAACAAACUGCAUUUGUGUAUUGUUUAGCACUAAGAUCCACAAAGUGCCAAUUCCUUGAAGGGCAUUUUGGCUUCUGAUACAUCAGUGAGUGGGAAACAUUGGUUUAUCUGCUGCUUAUAUCUGUUAGGUUUUUCUAAUUAUUUUUAAACUUAACUCUUAUAACUCUUAAAGCUUUGUAACUUUAAAAAGUGGUUCUAGCUUAGUCUUAACUUGAAUUUUAUUGGUUUACAUUAUAUUGUCUCAUAUUAAUGUUGUGAGCCCCCGAAGCAGUAAGGUACGGGGUGGGUAGUGCACAAAAUACUCUAGAUGUAAAUGAAAUUGAAAUAAACGAACUAAAGAUAAUGUAUUGAGAAAAAAUGCAAAUCUGAUCAGCUUGACAUGUGUAUGGCCUGGGAUUGUGGGUGAAUUUCUAGAAGGAUGUUUUGAGAGCCAUGUUGAGUCAUUGUUGUAGCAUCAACACUGCAUAUUUUAGAUUGUGAGCCCUUUGGGGACAGAGAUCCAUCUUAUUUAUUUAUUAUUUCUCUGUGUAAACCGCCCUCAGUCAUUUUGGGAAGGGCGGCAUAGAAACUGAAUAAUAAUAAAAAUAAAAAUCUUUAACAUGC